GCUGGUGACACUCAGGAAAGUUAUUUCUCAGAACCCUGGGAAGUUGCAUUCUGUUGCCACAGCAGAGUGAACCCCAAGGUCCCACCUCCCCUGCCUCUCUUCAGAGGCUUGUGCAACAUGCGACUGGAAGGAAGUGAAACCUGCCUUGAUAGGAAGUGAAACAGAAUGGUGAGCUUUUUUCUCCUGCUUCUGACACAGCUGUUGGAGGGGCUAAGCAAACAGUCUACAGUUUCUGGAGCUGCUCAGAGAUUUGCUUCAAUUCCAUCUUUUAAUAUUGGCAUCUCAAUGUUGGUGGGUGGCCCAUCUGGGCUGCCAGCCCUGCUCCCUCUGCUUUUGGCGGCGAUGUCUUUUUUCUGUUCAGCCAUAUCCAUAGAUGAAGCACGGAAGCAGCUGUUAAUGAGAGAGAAGAUAAUGCAGUUGGGGGGACAGCUGGUGCUGAAGAAAGAAGAGGAGCUUGCCAAUGAGAGGCUCAUGGCCCUCAAAAGGGCUGAAAUGAGGCAGGCCAUGAAGACCCAGAAGUUCCCACCCAGCAUGCACUUUUUCAAGGCCAAGAAUCUCAUUGAGAAAAGUGAGGUGUUUACUAUCCUGAAGAAGAUGCCAAAAGGGGCUGCUUUGCAUGUCCAUGACGGCAGCAUUGUGAGUAUGGACUGGCUGGUGAAAAAUGUCACCUACAGGCCCCACUGCCACUUCUGUCUCACUCCAAAGGGGACCCUGAUGUUCAAAUUUGCUCACCCAACUCCCCCCACCCCAGCAAAUUGUUCAGAGUGGAUUUUGUUGGAGAAGUAUCGAAAGGGGCUACAGAAUGUCACUGAGUUUGACAAUAGCCUGCUGAGGAAUUUCACUCUGAUGACCAAGAACCCGGAGGUGACUUAUGCAAACCAAAAUAUCGUCUGGUCCAAGUUUAAAACUAUCUUCAUUACAAUCUCUGGCCUUGUCAACUAUGCACCGGUGUUCAGAGACUACAUCUUCCAGGGCCUGGAGGAGUUCUACCAGGACAACGUGUUCUACCUGGAGCUCAGAGCCAUACUGUUCCCGGUGUAUGAACUGAACGGGACGAUCCAUAACCAAGAGUGGUCAGUGAGGACCUACAAAGAAGUGGCUUGUGUGUUUGCAAAAAAGCAUCCUGGGUUUAUUGGAAUCAAAAUCAUUUAUUCAGAUCACAGAUUCAAAGAUGUGUCCCUCAUCAUGAAAUCUGUCCAAACAGCCAUGACGCUUCGAACCAGGUUCCCCAGGACAGUCGCAGGGUUUGACCUGGUGGGGCGUGAGGACACUGGCUACUCCUUGUACUACUACAAAGAGGCUUUGAUGAUUCCAGCCUCGCAAGGCUUCAAACUGCCUUACUUUUUUCAUGCCGGAGAGACAGACUGGCAGGGUACUUCCAUGGACAGAAACCUUCUGGAUGCCCUAAUACUGAACUCUACCAGGAUUGGCCAUGGGUUUGCUUUGAGCAAACACCCAGCAGCCUGGACUAAUUUAUGGAAGAAGGACAUCCCCAUAGAAGUCUGUCCCAUCUCCAAUCAGGUUCUGAAGCUGGUGUCUGACCUGAGAAACCACCCUGCAGCUGUUCUCAUGGCCACUGGGUACCCCAUAGUGAUCAGCUCUGAUGACCCAGCUAUCUUUGGUGCCAAAGGCUUGUCCUAUGAUUUCUAUGAGGCCUUCAUGGGCUUUGGUGGGAUGAUGGCCGACCUGCGGACACUCAAACAGCUGGCCAUGAACUCUAUCAAGUACAGUGCCCUGUUGGAUAUUGAGAAAAAGGCUGCCAUGAAAACCUGGGAGAAGAGAUGGAAUAACUUUGUAGCUGAUCUGGCCAGAAGGCCAAAGUGAGAAGACAUCCAUUUAUUACCCCAUUCCUCUGCUUCCCUCCACCAGCUGUUUCUGCUUUCUCUCAGUCAUUCUUGAAUCCAUUCCAGUAUCAUCUCCACCUCCAUUUCUUUAUAAAAACCGACCUUGUGGGCCGGCCGAGUGGCGCAAUGAUUAAGAACUGGCUUGGGACGCCAGAGGG
Molecule: messenger RNA, 2002 nt
Organism: Hipposideros armiger (great roundleaf bat)
Lineage: Eukaryota; Metazoa; Chordata; Mammalia; Chiroptera; Hipposideridae
Gene: ADA2
Product: adenosine deaminase 2
Exons: 12
Coding region: 166-1824 (552 amino acids)
Biological process (GO): adenosine catabolic process; inosine biosynthetic process
Molecular function (GO): adenosine deaminase activity
Source: RefSeq, a predicted model, not a curated record